Messenger RNA from Penicillium manginii, 330 nucleotides. RefSeq lists its product as uncharacterized. The transcript is spliced from 2 exons. The record is from RefSeq and is a predicted model, not a curated record. Gene Ontology annotation, molecular function: phosphogluconate dehydrogenase (decarboxylating) activity. Lineage: Eukaryota; Fungi; Ascomycota; Eurotiomycetes; Eurotiales; Aspergillaceae. Gene Ontology annotation, biological process: pentose-phosphate shunt. The coding region runs from base 1 to 330 and encodes 109 amino acids.
AUGUUCUGGAGGAACUUGAAGCAUUCUGAUGAAUUUGCCCAGGAUCUACGCCGGACAUACAACUCUAUAAAGACAACAGUUAUCCAGGGGUGUUUGCACGAUCAAUACUUGCCUGUAAUUUCUGCAACCAUAUAUUUGAAGUAUGUGGGUGCAACGAAGCUGCCCACCAUGUUCAUGGGAGGCCAAAUGGACUUUUUCGGAUCACACGGCUACAAUAAGCCCGGAGUACCUGGUGAGGACCCAGGGCCAGUUUGCAAAGCUCAUUAUCACUACGAGUGGCGGCCGGCAGAAAAAACGAGCUACAACUUGAUUAAUACUAAGGAACUAUGA